UGUUCUCUUUUUCUCUUCAAUAAUUUUAGUAGAUAGUCCCCACAUGUAAGAGUUAAAGUUGGAAACCUCAAACUUUUUGUGUAUAUAGUUAAUAAACAGCCUCACUCACUUGCAAAACUGUGGAAGAAAAAAUAAAAGAUGGAAUGCAAAAGAGAAGAAGGGAAGUCUUACGUGAAGAGAGGGUUGUGGAAACCAGAAGAAGAUAUGAUAUUAAAAAGCUAUGUUGAGACUCAUGGUGAAGGAAACUGGGCAGACAUUUCUCGUAGAUCCGGGUUGAAGAGAGGAGGAAAAAGCUGUAGGCUGAGAUGGAAGAACUAUCUAAGACCAAAUAUCAAAAGAGGAAGCAUGUCACCACAAGAACAAGACCUUAUCAUCCGCAUGCAUAAGCUUCUUGGAAACAGAUGGUCGUUGAUCGCUGGUCGCCUUCCAGGUCGUACUGACAAUGAAGUGAAGAACUACUGGAAUACUCAUUUGAACAAGAAACCUAAUUCCCGAAGACAGAAUGCACCUGAAUCAAUCGUCGGCGCCACUCCUUUCACGGAUAAGCCAGUUAUGUCUACAGAACUGAGAAGAAGCCAUGGAGAAGGAGGAGAAGAGGAGAGCAAUACCUGGAUGGAGGAGACCAACCACUUUGGCUAUGACGUCCACGUAGGAUCUCCCUUGCCACUUAUUUCCCACUACCCAGACAACACUCUCGUGUUUGACCCAUGUUUUUCCUUUACCGAUUUCUUUCCUCUGCUUUAGGACUUUCCUGGAUUUAUCUCGAAGGAUAAAUUCUUGCAUAGACUUUUCGAGUCAUUAUGUUAUUAUUGCUUUACUUAUACAAUUUACAUCGAGUU
Arabidopsis thaliana (thale cress) is the source of this 839-nucleotide messenger RNA. It is a transcript of the gene MYB82, whose product is annotated as myb domain protein 82. Bases 139 to 744 code for a protein of 201 amino acids. The transcript is spliced from 3 exons. The record is from RefSeq and is marked reviewed. Gene Ontology annotation, cellular component: nucleus. Lineage: Eukaryota; Viridiplantae; Streptophyta; Magnoliopsida; Brassicales; Brassicaceae.